UUUUAUGGUCUUCAUGGAAACACACACACACACACACACACACACACACACACACACACACACACACUCACACACACACACCACAUAAAGUCGGGGUCAUAAAGGGGGGUUGAUAAUCAGUCCUUAUCUCCUAUAACUCCACCUUUCCACCCUCCACCCUCUGAAAGCUCAAAUAUAUAUUUAAACACUUCUUCCAUUCUCCUCUGACAUCCAAUGCAUUAAGUUGCACUUCUCAUGUUAUAGCUAUUAAAAGCUUUCAUAUUUUUCAUUUUUCCAAACGUGACAGAAGAAAAGCUCACUGACUGCAUCUGUAAGGAGAAUCUGAAUAUUCUGAAGGAGCACUUGGGAUUUUAGACAUUUUUUAACUUUUUGAACAGCAGUUUUUUUCCUUCUAUCUGCAGACAUCAUGUGUACUGGAACGUGCUCUAAGUAUAUUGCUGUCCCCCUCUACAUCCUGGCCGCAGUGUCAGUCAUCUGCAACAUUAUGCUCUUCUUCCCUGACUUUGAGACACAGUAUGCCGAAGCAGACAGGGAAGGAAAGGGCCAGAUCACUGAGGAGGUCAAAUAUAUGGGAGGCCUGAUUGGAGGAGGAAUCAUGGUCCUCAUUCCUGCCAUUCACAUUCAUCUGACCAGCGCUAACAAGUGCUGUGCCAACCGCUGUGGGAUGUUCCUGUCCAUUGGGUUUGCAGCAGCUGGUGUGGCGGGGGCCGUGUACAGUCUGAGUGUUGCUGCCCUGGGCCUCUCUAAUGGACCACUGUGCCAGUGGAGCAAUAAAAACAGCCCCAAUCUACAGUGGGGGACGCCCUUUGCUAACAGUAAUGGGAGCUACCUGUCAGACAAGGAAAUGUGGAAGUGGUGUAAAGCUCCAGAGAAUGUGGUUGAAUUCAACGUGGGUCUGUUCUCCACCCUGUUAGUUGCAGCGUGCGUGGAGCUUGUCCUCUGUCUCAUCCAGAUGGUCAAUGGACUGUUUGGAUGUAUCUGCGGCACCUGCUCUGGCAAGGAGGAUGCCUGCAUAACCCAACCAUGUAGGGAGAUUUUUCUGUGGCUUGACUGUCUGACUGUGGUCAUAGCCAGUUGCUCUUCAGCUGGUAGGGAUCCAUUGAGAGCUCAGUGACGCUGAGGCCAGGUAUUUUCAGUGUGUGUGCU
Thunnus maccoyii (southern bluefin tuna) is the source of this 1146-nucleotide messenger RNA. RefSeq names its product transmembrane 4 L six family member 21b (gene tm4sf21b). The transcript has 5 exons. Bases 407 to 1114 code for a protein of 235 amino acids. The record is from RefSeq and is a predicted model, not a curated record. Gene Ontology annotation, cellular component: membrane. NCBI's taxonomy places the organism in Eukaryota, Metazoa, Chordata, Actinopteri, Scombriformes, Scombridae.